UCCAUACACGCUCACUCCUCAGUCCUCAGUCUCUACCCCUGACAGUCUUUCCACGGUGUCUAGUGUGCGCUCCAAAUGUUGGUGUGAAGUGAAGGCGUGAUCCAAAGACUUUACGACCAAAAAAAAAAAAAGCGUUGAAAUGAGUCCAAUGCGAACUCACGGAAGCUGCGUUAGUGUCUCCGUCCGCUCGCCGCCUGCUUCAUCAGCCUCCAGAUGCUCCCUCUCAAAUUCCUCUGCUUCUUCAGAUGAUGCAACUUGCGGGGCACCCAUCUGGAUGGGGAAAGGUCUCACUUGUGUUUGCUUCAAGCGAAAGGGAACUUAUGAACGAAUUUUUUUCGAUUUGACACCCCAACAGGAAGAAAGAUUGAGAAGGUUAAAACGACGGAUGAGGAUCUGUUUUGAUGGUUCCAAAGUAGAACAUCAGGAAGCUUUAAGGGCUCUAUGGCAUGCCACCUACCCCGGUCAGGAGCUGAUUAGUUUGGUAUCUGAUCAGUGGAAAGAUAUGGGGUGGCAGGGUAGAGAUCCAUCAAAUGAUUUCAGGGGAGCUGGAUUCGUAUCUUUGGAGAACUUACUUUUCUUCGCCAAAACAUUUUCUACAUCAUUUCAACAACUGUUGAAGAAGGAAGGUGGUAAUAGAGCCACUUGGGAGUAUCCGUUUGCGGUUGGUGGUGUAAAUAUAACUUUCAUGCUUAUGCAGAUGCUUGAUCUGGACUCCUUAAAACCCAGAACAUUUGUGAGACCUGUUUUCCUACAAAUGUUGUCAGAAAAUGAAUGGGCCUUUGACCUACUUUACUGCGUGGCAUUUGUGAUUAUGGAUAAACAGUGGUUGGAAAGGAAUGCAACGUACAUGGAAUUCAAUGAUGUCUUGAGAACCACCCGGUCUCAGUUGGAAAAAGAACUUUUAAUGGAUGAUGUUCUCCGAAUUGAGGACAUGCCUUCAUACAGCCUUCUUUCUUGAUAUGUAACCAGCAUGAAGUUUUGGAAAAUUUGGGUCUGAGUUCUGAUAUAUUUGAAUAGGUUCAGCUGCAUAUAAUCCAUGCUA
Messenger RNA from Coffea arabica (coffee), 1042 nucleotides. RefSeq lists its product as uncharacterized. The record is from RefSeq and is a predicted model, not a curated record. Lineage: Eukaryota; Viridiplantae; Streptophyta; Magnoliopsida; Gentianales; Rubiaceae.